AUCCCCCGCGCAUUUGCAGACGUCAAGUAGACCUCACCGACCUACCUUUAGCUUAGCCUUUCAAACUCUUCCUUUAUUCAACUAGAUGUGUUUGGGAUCUCGCCUGUUCCGGUUGUAAUUAAGAAGCUGGAGGUUAAUAACGCCGGACAGACCGUUGUGAAGGCUACCUGUUCAUCCGACAGCUUUACAGAGCUCUGUGUUUAGUGAGAAGGAGUGAAUUCCAUGCGUUAGCUCGAGCUGCUCUACAAGAGAAACAGCAGACAUGGGCUCCAGAGCUUCAUCUUUACUCAGAGAAGAGGACAUUGAAGAAAUCAAGAAAGAAACUGGAUUUUCCCACAGUCAGAUCACUCGCCUCUACAGCCGCUUUCACAGUCUCGAUAAAGGAGAGAACGGAGCGCUCAGCCGAGAAGACUUCCAGAGGAUUCCUGAGUUGGCCAUAAAUCCUCUUGGUGAUCGGAUAAUUAAUGCCUUCUUCCCAGAAGGGUGAGGAACAUCUCAUAAGACAUUUGAAACAUCAGAGUGAUAUUUUAUUACCACCACCACU
Messenger RNA from Sinocyclocheilus grahami, 544 nucleotides. RefSeq names its product calcineurin B homologous protein 1-like. The transcript is spliced from 3 exons. Gene Ontology annotation, molecular function: calcium ion binding. Bases 263 to 487 code for a protein of 74 amino acids. NCBI's taxonomy places the organism in Eukaryota, Metazoa, Chordata, Actinopteri, Cypriniformes, Cyprinidae. The record is from RefSeq and is a predicted model, not a curated record.